Drosophila elegans is the source of this 1182-nucleotide messenger RNA. RefSeq lists its product as uncharacterized. NCBI's taxonomy places the organism in Eukaryota, Metazoa, Arthropoda, Insecta, Diptera, Drosophilidae. The coding region runs from base 75 to 1049 and encodes 324 amino acids. The record is from RefSeq and is a predicted model, not a curated record. The transcript is spliced from 2 exons.
UUAGCCGAUUUACAUUCAAUCUCAGUUCUAUUAAGGCAGUCUAAGUGUUCACAAGUGUAGCGGAAAGAUCGAGAAUGAAGUGCGCUAAUCUUCUGGCAAUUUCUGCCAGCUUGCUGCUCCUACAACUGGAGAUGGGGGCGACAACAGCCACUAACGAUGGACCGAGUCGAGAACUGUACGCCUCGGCCCGGUUAAUUGGAUUGGAUGACGUGGGUUUGGGCGAACUGUGGCGCACCAAGCAGCCGCUGGUGAUCACAAAUCAGGAUGCUGCUGGUCAUCUGUCUAGGGUUACCUACGAGCUAAGUCCGGAUAGUGCAACAAUUUCAAAGACAACAGUCACGGAGCGGUCCCCUCCUGCUCGGCUAGAGGAUGAUUCACGCUCUAAGCCCCAAGAAGAGUGGGAGUAUGUGCCUAAUCCCGUUCGUCAUUACCGUCCGGUUCAAGAAUCAAGCUUCGGGGCUGGUAAUUUUGGCAAUACCCUUCCUAGUGUCUUUGACAGCGGUUUUCCGAGGGGUUCACUAUUUCCUAAUUGGGAGCCGCCCGCCGGAGUAACGCCACGAGUCACAACCAAAACGGAAGUGGAUAAUUUGGGACGAAAGAUUACCACCACCACCAGGUCGUAUAGCGGAACCCUAUCUCCAGGCAGUAGCGUGUUCCAGCAGCUAUUUCCCGAUCUAUCGAGGGAACCUGGUCCACUACCGGCAUCGAAUCCGUCCGUAGAAACCACUUUCUCAACUGGAUCGAUCGAUUCCAGGUCUGGAUUGUAUCCCCGCCCCAGCGAACGUAAGCCAGUCUUUGUGCCAGUAGUAGAUUCCACCACCACGCAGCGAACUUUAGUUCCCCUUCCGACUCUUUCCCCUGAGAAAGACACAGUCAUCGACGAUUUCCUGGAAAAGCUGGGUGUCAGUACCUUGGACAUUGAAAAUAAGAAUGGGGAGUUGACAAAACAAAUCGUGGAUAGGAAUGGCCGAAUUCUGACAGUCAAAUUUGUAUUGAGCUCAGUCAAAGGGGCAGAAGAAAAUACUAAGCAGCAAGAUCCCACCAAGUAAAUUGUAAUUUUAUGAGCUCAUUUUAACUAAAGUUUUGUGGUAAAUAAUGGAAUAUUUUUUAAACAAUGUAUUGAAAAGAAAGCGCAAUUCAAUAAAUCGGCUUAUCAGCUGGGGCUAAACCCCGUGAUUAUAA